GCGAGCCCGCCUUCCUCUCUCUCACGUGCCCCGCUUUUCCUCUGACCCGCCCCGCCCACCCUCUUCCUCUCGGCUCCAUAUUGAGGCUGAAGGAGGCUAAAUCCAGUCACAAAAUGGAGGUUAAAAGGAGCAACUGAGUCAGAACGCUCUCCAAAAAUGGCGUGUAAAGAUGAGAGAGAGGCUGAAGAUUACAAGAGGAGGGGAAGAAGAUCUUCACAGGGCUACGAUCCUAAAGAACCCGAACAGUUGAGAAAACUGUUUAUUGGUGGCCUGAGCUUUGAAACUACAGAUGAUAGUUUAAGAGAACAUUUUGAAAAAUGGGGCACUCUCACAGAUUGUGUGGUGAUGAGAGACCCACAGACGAAACGUUCCCGAGGCUUUGGCUUUGUGACCUAUUCUUGUGUGGAAGAAGUAGAUGCUGCUAUGGCAGCCCGACCACAUAAGGUUGAUGGGCGUGUGGUGGAACCAAAGAGAGCCGUUUCUAGAGAAGAUUCUGUGAAACCUGGUGCUCAUUUAACAGUGAAAAAAAUAUUUGUGGGAGGAAUUAAAGAAGACACAGAAGACUAUAAUUUAAGAGAUUACUUUGAAAAAUACGGCAAAAUCGAAACCAUAGAAGUAAUGGAAGACAGACAAAGUGGAAAGAAAAGAGGGUUUGCCUUUGUAACAUUUGAUGAUCAUGAUACAGUCGACAAAAUUGUUGUUCAGAAAUACCACACUAUAAAUGGACAUAACUGUGAAGUGAAGAAAGCUCUCUCCAAGCAAGAAAUGCAAACGGCAACUGCACAGAGAAGUCGUGGAAGUAGUUCAGGCAAUUUCAUGGGCCGUGGGAACUUUGGAGGCAGUGGUGGCAGUUAUGGCAGAGGAGGAAGUUUUGGUGGCAGAGGUGGUUACGGUGGCAGCAGUGGUGGUGGUGGUGGCAGCAGAGGAAGUUACGGGAGUGGUGAUGGAUACAAUGGCUUUGGUAAUGGUGGGAACUAUGGAGGAAGUCCUGGGUAUGGCGGCAGAGGAGGUUACGGUGGCAGCCCGACCUAUGGAACCCCAGGUGGUGGAUAUGGUGGAGGAGGUGGAGGCUAUGAUGGUUACAAUGAAGGGGGGAGCUUCGGUGGCAACUACGGUGGAAGUGGAAACUAUAAUGACUUUGGCAAUUAUAGUGGACAACAGGCCUCAAGCUAUGGACCCAUGAAAGGAGGUAGCAGUUUCAGUGGUAGAAGCUCAGGCAGUCCCUAUGGUGGUGGCUAUGGAUCAGGAGGAGGUGGUGGUGGUGGCUAUGGUGGAAGAAGAUUCUAAAAACUAGCAGAAUAAUGGCUACACAGUUCUUAGGAGAGAGCGAGGAGUUGUCAGGAAAGCUGCAGGUUACUUUGAGACAGUCGUCCCAAAUGCAUUAGAGGAACUGUAAAAUCUGCCACAGAAGGAGCGAUGAACCAUAGUCAGAAAAAGUUACUGCAGCUUAAACAGGAAACCCUUCUUAAGGACUGUCAUAGCCACAGUUUGCAAAGAGUGCAGCUAUUGAUUUAAUGCAAUGUAGUGUUUAGAUGUACAUUCCUGACUUUUUUUAAUUUGUUGUUUGUAGCUUUGUCUUUUCUUCAUAAAUCAGGUAUAUUGCCCUGUAAAUUUGUGGUAGUGGUGGUAGUGGUACCAGGAAUUAAAAAUAAUUAAGGAACUUUUAAUUUUUUCCAAUAUUUGUGUAGUUCAGUUUUUUCUCACUGAAACUUCUUUAAAUAAAGAAAUGUAGUUUUAGGGUAUAUUCUUGCUAGGAAAAAAAAUCAGUGCAUUAUAAUCUGUAUUAAUUUAAACUAGAAAUGCUGAAUCAUUUAAGAACCUUAGUUUUCUGCAUAUGUAACCGAAUGAAAUGAGUUGCACAUGCAAAGGGAGAGAAAAGAUGUUUGCAUUAAAGCUUGUUUAGCUGUAUAACUAGGAGUGAGUCAUUUAAACUAGUGCUUGUGAAUGAUAAAAAGCUUUACUUUCAAAUGAAAAUUCCAGAUACUUCUGGCUUGUGCAUAUCUUAAUUUGUAGCCUUUGUUUCUUAGCCUAAGACUUAUAAGUAAAUAAGCCUUGAAAGAGAUACUUUAAAGCUUUAUUCAGUUUGCCUCCCAUUUCAUUGGUAUAUACAGGAACUACAUUAAGCAUUGGCAGAACAGGUUUAUUACUGUUGAGGCUUAACACCCCACCCCCAACCUCAAACAGAUUUAAGUGUGUGUGCACACACACUCUUUUGAAUUAAAACUUUGAAACCAAUGACCUGGGUCUGUUAGCUUAAUUGUAUAACUUCAUUUGUAUAUAUUUCUUCCCUCAAAACUGGUUCAUCUAUAAUGGUCAAUACUUCCUACUUUGUGUAUUUCUGCAUGCCCUCUCUUAUCUGAAACUUACAGCACAGGCACAAUCGCUUCAAGUUCCUUGCAAAUGGGUGUAAAUAUUCUGACCUAUGAACAAACCCAAUACAUUUCACACACUUUCUAAUGCCUUGAUUGUAGGCCUUGAAGGUGAUAUGAAAACCAAAUGGUUCACAAUCUAGCAACAGGAAAUAUCUGGGCUGAACAUGAUACAUAUUUGUCACUAACAGGAGUAUUGUGGGCUAUAAAUCCAUACUUUUAUGCAUCAGAAUCGUGUGUUCAAAACUUGAUAAAAUUCAUAAGCAGGGGUGUGUGGUCUACUCCUUCACUUACCCAAAUUUGUGUACAGCCAUUUCCCAGGCUAUCCUUCUCAACCUGAUCAGACUUCUCUUUUAACUAUUGCCAGAGCAGUGCUUUCUGUCAGUACACAUCCAGAAGAGUAGGGCACAGUGAGUAGAAGAAACUCAGACACUUGCCAGUAUGAUGCUGGAUUUUUUCUUCUGUUACUACUUCUCUAGGCCAAUGAACAGUAUCAGGUAAACAAUUCCAGUAUAGGAAUGGAUUAUCAGACACUAUAAAACGUUGCUCUAAAAUUGUUGUAGGUUCAACCAAAUGUGUAUAUUGGGCUUGUACAAGGCAUACAGUGGUGGUGGUUGUAUAGAAUUCUAUGGUUAAAUCUCAAAAAGUACAAGUGUGCUUAAACAAGGGUCAAGCACUGAUACAGCCCCGGAGUGCUAUAAUAUCAUAAUUGUAUAUACAGCGGUACCUCUACUUACGAAUGACUCGACUUACGAAUGUUUCUACUUACGAAUGGAGCUCCGCCCGCCAUCUUGGAUGCUGUUUAGAUAGGAUUUUUUCUACUUACGAAUUUUUAGAUAGGGUUGCUUCGACUUACGAAUUUUUUCUCCCAGUGCAUUCCUAUGGGAUUUGACUUACAAUUUUUUUCGACUUACAAAUGUGUGUUUGGAACGCAUUAAAUUCGUAAGUAGAGGUACCACUGUAUUAAGGUGGGAGUUGGGUAGUUGGCCAACAGGAAACAAGUGUUCUAUAAUCCAGUAGGCAAAAUGUGUAGAAGGGCAUCACUUUGGUAUUGUGAAAUGGAAUCCUCCCAUUACUAAACUGCAUAUGCAGAUUUCUUCUUAGAAGAGUAGAGUAGAUGUAAAUCACCCCUUUCAGGCCUACUGUUGAUUGUAGGGACAGAACCUAGAGGAUGAGUUUUUCUGUUCUUGUUGGAGUGGGAGAGGGUGGGACCUUGAUGGCACACAGGGGGAGGGGGAAACCAAUUUUAUAGUGUGUUAAUCUGUUCUGCUAUUCUUAAUCAUGCAAUCUGAAAGUUGCCAGUUGUUGGUGCCAGUGACUUAGACCUAGUUCUCUGAUGUGGAGAAGUGUAAGCAGAGGACAGCAAUUAACCAGCUCUAAAGACUUUAGGAUGUACCUCUUAGCCAAUGUGUGGAUCAAAGGAGACUCAGACAGGACUUCCUGCAGCCUAUUGUGUAUGUGGACCAGUCAGCAUAUUUAAAGAAUGACAAGGCAGCGACAGCACCAGCUUCAACUUCCAGAAAAGUGAAAGCAUAAAAUACUAUGCUGAUAGUGAGCAGCUUUCCAAAAGCUAGUUAAAACUGCCUAUCACUGCUGAAAUAUCGAAGAAAGUCUAGCAAGAGUUCUUCACCAGUUGGAACCUCCUUGAGUCAUAGCUACUUGAGUUCACCCAGUCAUAGGUCUAGCAUUUAGACCUGAAAGGAAGGGGAAUGAGAAUAGGUAAGGUUCGUCUCUAACACUUUUAACGAAUUAAAAGAGCUACUCUUUCCUGAACAAGGUAAGAAAAAUCUCUUUGACUUGCAGAUUGUUGAAGAAACUUCUGCUUGACCAGAUGUGGAUUUCUUGCCUGCUGGGAAACCUGUGGCUUGGUAAGACUCUAGUACAAUAUAAAACAUUGAUGUGCCCAUGACUGUAUUCUUGGCUUUGAAUAUCCGGCAUCUGUGAUAAGGAACUAUGCAAAAACCAGGUGAGUGCCAGUACUUAAUCAUUGUACUUCCAUACUAUGAAAUGUGAACAAUGCAGCAUUAAAAUUGUAAUUCUCAUCUGACUGAUGUAUAGGGAAGCUAUAACUGGUGACUUUUAGCACUGAUACAGCUUUAGAAAAUGUUUCAUGUUAUUUUAGUAACGCAAGAAUCCUAAAAGAUAGGUCAGUGUUAUCCAGAUUGCUUAAAGGUGGCUGAAGUGUAGUAGCUUGUCUGAUGAACUGCUUGCUGAAGCAAGAUUUUAUAUGGGACUUAGCCUUGCACAUAGUGAAAUGGUUUCUACUGGAUGUAGCCUUGCACAUAGUGAAAUGGUUUCUACUAGAUUACAUCUUUUGGUAAUAAUUUCCCACAACUUAAAUGAUAAGUAGAUUUUUAAAAUAAAAACUGUAUUUCAUGUUCAUUAGUAGACGGGUAACUCCCCGUUUCCGCAGGGGUUGCGUUCUGGGUCAAAGCACACGUCGGUGGAGUGCGUAUAAGCCUGCCCCCAGCCCUCCUUUUUACAGGUCCAAAAGGACUUGUGCAUCAGUUGGAUGUGCCUAAAAUGAUCACUGCCUGUAAUUAGAUUUGGGCAAAUCCAAUGCAUAAAGUCAACCUGAAUUCUGACCACCUUUGCACACCUGUUGGAACUGCAGAUUUUCUGUUGGUAAUAUUAUUAAUUACUGAAUUUCAGACAAGAAAAUAAUUUCCUCCUCUGGAAGUUGAGUACCUGAUGUCCCUAACAAAUAAUUGGUAUUCAGGUAACCCAAGUCUUUAAGAAUGGCUUCUUAGUACUGUAUCUUGGUUGGGCUUUCCCUGCAUAUCUCAAUAAAUACUUAAAUUCUGUCUUGCCUUAUUCUCCAUCUGUGUUAGGUCUGCAUGCUAAUGAAUGUAGGUUCAUGGUUCCAUAUCUUCUUCCCCUGUUGGGCACCUAGGCUUUUGUCAGCAUUAUAUUCUCACUCCUAUUCAACCAUGAACUUUGACAGGGAACAUUUAUAAUUGUUGACUUCUCCCGUCUUCAGACACACGUGUCAAAUGUAGUGCAAAUGUUUAAUGGGAGAGCACACAGUGCUACAAGGCCACGUCUCUUAAUUUGCCUCUUAUCUAAAACUGCUGCACUAGACGUUGCAGUUUGCUGCUGCCGUUGCCCAGCACCGGAGUGGCAAACGGCAGCUCUGCUUAUUUUCUCUUUUCUAAAAUAGGGACUCGGCCAAGCUGCUUGUGUGCUCAUUUUGCACCUUUCCGCCCUACACACAACAGAACGUAGAUUUGGGGUGAGUGUAUGUGCUUCUGUUUUCUUCCUCCUCUAGUAGGAGGGUGCCGGCUUUGUGCCUAGGAAAGAAAGUCCUGAAUCCUCGGUGAACUUGCUUACGUACUGUCCCAAGGCUGCAUGUUUGGUGAGGUGUUUAGAAGAUUUGGGGAGAGAAGUGCAGGCAGAGCAAGUGUUCUUCAAUAACUAGUUGGCGAAGCUGGGAUACUCCUUAGCUUUACAAUCUUAAUGUGCUAAACUUGCAUUUUCUCUUCUACUCUGCAGGGUAGAACAAAGACAACCAUCUCCACAAGUUGAAAGAGGAUGUGAAAUACGCUGAUAGCCUAUGAUAGGUGAAAGUGAUUGAAGUGUGACAUCUCCCACUCACCUUGUUCAAACUCUUAAAAUAAAGUGUCAUAAAUUAUGAGUUGGCCAAUCUUUCCAAUCGUAUGUGGCUAUUAGGACUUCAUUUCUACAUCACUGCCCGCCCAUUUACUAAAGAUUUCCUUCCAGCUUCCACAGUGUUAAAAUCGAAGAGUUUUGAAUUACUCAAGUGAAUGUGGGUAACCUUCCUUUAGUUGUAUGGACAACACACCCCUGGUUUUACAGCAGAUUUGGCUAGCCUGAUUUAACUGUAAAUAAAUCUCAGCCUUUGAAAGAGAAAAAAAAAUAACCUGACAAAAUUUUAUCAAAUAUUUUUUCACAUUAUAAAAGGGGAAUUCAGGGCUCAGCAAGGCAGUGUCCUGAUAGGGUUGCUGUCGACAGACCUACGUGUAUUGUGUAGUUGGAGAUGUUCUGGAAUACAAUAUUGCAUGUUUUUAAUAAUACGAAUGACAUGCAUUUGUGUCACUCAUGCUUUCACCUGCAAAAAUGUGUGUAGCAGCCGGGAAAGACUUUGUGUAGGAUGAGUAGGCAAUACUAUGAACAGCCUUCAUAACUAAUGUUAUAUACAUACUGUUUUCUAAUUAGUAACAGGUUCCUGCAUACAAAAUGGCCGUAAAGCUAAAGAAAUUACAGCACUACUUUUAAAGGUUUAAAAGGGUGCUUGAAAUCCAUGAAACUGAAGUACACCAUUGCUUGCAUUUAAAUAAUAAUAAUCAUAAGUAGCUAUAGCUGUAAUUUGAAGUUUGAAAGCUUAUAAAGUCACCCUAUGUGUACUUAAUUUGGCUUCUUCGAAACUACUUUGGUCUUCAGUUUGUGUUUUUUAUUCUAAUACAGUAUCAAACUACAGGUAAUAAUAUUAGGUAAGGAAUAUUAUUUCGGGUGAGAUUAAUUAACUACUGCCAUUUCCAGUGCUAGUUUGAGCUGCUGCACUAAUAAAAAUAAAAGCUGUAUCCUGUACUCCAUAACAUAAUGAGUGACCUCUAACAGAGUCAUUGAGUCCAACUUUCAGUGUAGGGAUAUUACCCAUCAUGGCCAAACUCACGUCUUUUGAGAUUAAGAGUGAAACAUUACACUAAGUAAAAAAUUGUUGCACGGUGAGACAUGUUGGAUGUCUCACCCAUUAGCUUUCCAGUAGGGAUGUCCAACAGGUUGAUUGCGAUCUACUGGUAAGAUUCCCUGCAAUGGCAUGGUAGAUCUCUCUAAAAAAACCUCAGCAACUUUGACCUGAACCCCCACAAAACGGGGCUUUUCUCCCUAAAAAAAGUUCAACAACUGAACCCCCCCAGUUCAGGGGGUAGAUCAUUGCCAGAUUUUAAUUCUGAAAGUAGAUUCUCAGGAGUUGGCCACCCCUGCUCUACAGGUAUAUUGGCCCAAGUUGAAACCCUUGUGGUAAGGCCACAUUCUAAUGAAACAAUCUAGGCCAAGAGUAUAUGCAGUUUAUUUUUUAAUGUACAAAAUCUAAAAAUUAUUACUUAGAGCAUACAUUUGUAUGCAAAGCAAAAUUUCAGCUUUAAGGACACAAUCCAGCCCCAAAUUAAGCAUAUUGAUGCUCCAUUCAUUUCAAUGAAAGAACAGUUUUAAUUCUUGUAAUGAGCCUCCAGUUAUUUUGGCUGGGCUGAGCCCUACAAUACUCCUUUAGUAUGUGUGUUUACUAACACUACAUUCAAUCUCUUAUAUUAAAGCAAAGCGUAAAAAUUUUCAAGGAACUGCAAACAUUCCAUUCAUAUCAUAUCAAACAAUGUUUAUGAAAACAAGAUUGGUCUUGUAAGUAAUUAGGAUUAAAAGUCUUAAAUCACCCUUGAUAUACAGUUAGGUAAAACAAAUUAUAGGAACAGUAUAUAAAUAAGAAAUUUUGAAAUAUUUACACUAGAACAGGAACUAGCCGAGUUGCUGCUAUAUAAAAAAAAAGAACUAGUAUCUUAUAAAAUUACUACCCAUUGUGCAUACAUUUGCCUUACACCGAUUUUAAGUGUAUUCAUAUAGUUAACGCUAAAGAGACAUUUGUGUAAAGUCACUUUGGGGGGGGGAGAAAUAUUUUGCAUCCUAGGAAGUCCUAGGAGUAGAAAAUACAAAUUGAAAAAAUAGUUGUUGAGAGAACAUUAGUCUCCCUGAUCUUCAUAUUUUAGUCUCUGGCUUCUUGCUCUUAGGAAUAAGAAAGAUGGUGCCAUCUCUUGUUUGCUGCAGUGAGUAAUCAUUAAGUGAAUAAGGCUUGCCAUCUUCAUCCCGAAGCAUACGGAAGACCUCAACGUACAGGGUGCUCAGCUGCUUUUUCAGCAGUCGCAAGCUCUUGUCGUUUUCUGCUUUCUCUUUGAGGAGCUUCUCUUUCUCAUCCUUGAGAUAACCUAAGUCGUGCUCCAGCUCGGUUAUGUUUUCCAGUUUCCUUUUGCGGCAGUUCUGAGCAGCCACUUUGUUCUUGCCUCGCCUUCGUAUGUCACGAAUCAGAGUAAGCUGUGCCUCACUGAACUGCUCCUUGGACAUCAUUUCAUUGAAGUCAUCCACAGGGAGAUUGAUUAUUUUUUCAAUGGGGAAAGGGAUACACAGAGCUUUUGCCCUAAGCUCAUCUCUGCUGAAAUGAGCAUCAAGUUGGCUGGAGGACUUGUCCUUCACAAACGGAGCUUCAGCAUGACCAGGGUUUUCAGGCAAUUCUUUUUUGGGUAUACUUGUGAGCUGCGAUUCAGGAUUUGAGACGCACUGUCCUGGCGACGGAGACAGCGGAGCAUAGAACUGAAAUGAAUGCAUUUUAGCAUUGCUCUGUGGCACGCUUCCAGGAGCACUAUCCAUCUCUUCCAUUUCAGAAUCGCUGUAUCCAAAUCCUGUAUCUCUAGAGAUGGAAGAUGACCCAACAGAAUGAGUGGGAGAUGUUGUGCUGGGACUCGCAUUCAGCGAAAUGCCAGAAUCAGAAUCGUUGCGUUCUGGGGCAUUUCCUGAAAGGUCACGGUUAAAAGCUUUGCACUGAGCAAACUCUGAAAGAUCGAUAGGUUCGUUUAAAAAUCCAGCAAUUGCCUGGUCCACAAAAUUUGGUGGUGGGGGAGACGUGUUCAUAUUCACACCAACGAAGGAAGAGUAGAAAUCCUCAGGAAAAUCAGUGCUUGUGCAUGAUGUGGUGUUUUGGCUAAGAUCUUCUGGCAGUAGCAUGCUGGAAAAGGAAGAUUCCAGAGGGCUCAGGUACUCUGGACUGCAGUUAGCAACUUCUUUCUCCAUAUCAGGUAAUGAAUCAUAAAAGCUAAAGUUCAUAUCAGCCUCUGCUGAUGCAUUUUCCAAGCAUGCAUUUGGGGUUACUUCAACCAGGUUAUUAUUCUGAAUGUUAAGGCACUAUAAGGAAAUAGGAGAGAGAAGUUCAGCAAUGAUAUAUACAGGAUGAAGUUUUACCGUGUGACAGUUAACAUUGUGCACCUAGCAAGCUAUCCAGUCAAUGCAUUUCUUGUGCUUUAGAGGUGAUACAUUUGGCUGUUGUCCCUUUUUUCUAUUGCUUCUGUAUAUCCGACGGGGCCAGAAGAACUGGCCAUACAAAGCAGGAAUUGGGAGAAAUGCACGCAACUGCAAACACUCCCUUUUAGCCUGUGUAAACUUCUAUGAUGUGAAUAAUUGGGAUAAGGGGAAAGGGAGGGGCAUCUGAGACGUUGGAAACUAUAGCUUGCAGCAUUUUGCUUUUUCAGUCACCUGUUGCCUUUCACUAUACCGAAGUUGCAUUCUAAAAAGAUGCCUGCCAUAUACAGUCAUACCUCGACAUCCGAACCCUUUGACUUUCAAAGGUUCCGACUUCCAAAGUCGACAACCCCCGGAAGUCCUUUCGCCGUGCGCGUGUUCUGUGCAUGCGCAGAAGUGCGAAAUCGCGCGUGCGCUGUGGCGGCACUUCAACAUCCGAAAACCUCAACUUACGAAGACGGCUGUGGAACAGAUCGUCUUCGUAAGUCGAGGUACCACUGUAUUUAAAUAAGUUAUUGGAGGCAAUCUUCCCUCAAGUAAACAUUUCUGUAUUAGGAAUUUGCAUCUUCCCGUUUACAUUCCUACCCCCACCUUUAAAAAAGUUGCUUUAAUUUCCUUGAUAGUUGUGGAAGUCACUGUUGCUUUGGAGUACAGUGGUACCUCGGGUUGCAAACACUUCAGGUUACAGACUCUGCUAACCCAGAAGUAGUACCUCGGGUUAAGAACUUUGCUUCAGGAUGAGAACAGAAAUCAUGCUCUGGCGGCACGGUGGCAUCAGGAGCCCCCAUUAACUAAAGUGUCUCAGGUGAAGAACAGUUUCAGGUUAAGAAAGGACCUCCAGAACAAAUUAAGUUCUUAAACCGAGGUACCACUGUACUCACUCGACAAUGUUUUUUUUAAAAAGCUGCAUGCUUUCUCUUCCAUGUCUACUGUCUUAACAUUUCAUGGGCUGGAUAAAGCUGAGAAAGGGCUUCAGAGAAGUCUUCAGCUGCUUAUCUAAAGAGGCAAUACCUUGGCAGAAACGCUAAUCACUCCAUUCAUUGUGCAAAUUGAAUGUUCCGUAGAGAAAAGUGCUACAUAGUGAACUGGGGUUUCUGUUCAGCUUCUUGGAAGUGCAAAACAAACGCUAUUCCCCUCCUUGCUGUACAGACCCUAGGAAAACCAGUAAAGCAAGCCUUACUAGGGGAUAGUAAGCCCCAAGCUCAGUGGAGCUAAAUUUACAUGAACUCACUAGGCUCAGCGCCUCCCGUCAACUAAGUCAGGUGCUUUGAAGACCCAGCCACGCCACUGUUCACCCUUCUCCCUGCCAGGCUCCCAGGUGCUUUUCAGCAAUGGGCAGUAGUGCUGCUUUUAAUCAGUCACCAGUUUUCCAUCAGGCAGCGGCUGCCCACCAUCUUGGUUACACAAAAUGAGGGGCCCCAGCCCGUGAGCUAUAAAAUUUAGAUCUAUUGGCCAGGGCAUUGCAUUUUAGGUAACACAAGAUGGUGGCCUGCUAGAAUGGAUCAGUCAAGCCUAAGCACAAUUCAAAAAAGUAGUGCAGCCCCACAGAAGCAUGUUUCGGAGGC
Zootoca vivipara (common lizard) is the source of this 10951-nucleotide messenger RNA. NCBI's taxonomy places the organism in Eukaryota, Metazoa, Chordata, Lepidosauria, Squamata, Lacertidae. The record is from RefSeq and is a predicted model, not a curated record.